GCAUUAGUAAAAGUUCAAUAAAUUAGAAUGGCGAUAAAUAUAUGUAUGCGUAAGCUCCAGCAGCAUGUUUUAAUUGGGAAUUGCAAGACGAUAAGGAUAUUUGAGAAGAAGAUUUUGCCGUCUGUUCGAAAUGUAAAUUACCUUGCAAAUAUGGGACCUAUUUCAGAAACACAUGAAAUGCUUCGAAGGACUUGUGCUGAUUUUGCAGAAAAAGAACUCAUUCCAAUUGCAGGUGAACUUGAUAGGAAUCACACUUUUCCACGGGAGCAAAUAAAGAAAAUGGGGGAUAUGGGACUAAUGGCACUUGACACACCUGGAGAAUAUGGUGGGGCUGGAUUGGACUACUUGGCAUAUGCUAUUGCUAUGGAAGAAAUUAGCAGAGGGUGUGCAUCUACUGGUGUUGUUAUGACAGUCAACAAUUCUCUGUAUCUUGGUCCAAUAAAUAAAUGGGGAACAGAAGAACAAAAAGAACAAUUCAUAAAACCUUUUACCGAUGGCAGUAAAGUUGGUUGCUUUGCACUAAGUGAACCUGGUAAUGGAUCUGAUGCGGGCGCUGCGUCGACAACCGCUACAUUGGAUGGUGAUUCAUGGGUGUUGAACGGUACGAAAGCCUGGAUAACAAAUGCUCAUGAAGCAUCUGCCACCGUUGUGUUUGCAACUACUAACAAAGAAAAGCUCCACAAAGGGAUUAGUGCUUUUCUAGUCCCAAUGCCAACACCUGGUCUUAGUCUUGGGAAGAAAGAAGAUAAGUUGGGAAUUAGAGCUUCUUCUACCGCUUCCCUUAUAUUUGAAGACUGUCGAAUACCCAAAGAAAAUCUUUUGGGAGAGAGCGGAUUUGGUUUCAAAAUUGCAAUGCAGACACUGGAUGCUGGCAGAAUCGGUGUAGCAUCCCAGGCACUUGGUAUUGCUCAAGCAUCAUUGGAUUGUGCAGUUGCUUAUUCUAAAGACAGGAAAGCAUUUGGAAUGAGCAUCAACAAACUGCAAGCCAUUCAAUUCAAGCUUUCUGAAAUGGCAGUCCGAAUAGAAAGCGCACGAUUGCUGAACUGGAGGGCAGCUAUGCUAAAAGACGCUGGUAAUAAUUUUACGAAAGAGGCAGCGAUGGCCAAACUAGCAUGCUCAGAAACUGGCACCUAUGCUGCUCACCAAGCUAUGCAAAUAUUGGGGGGAAUGGGCUAUGUUACUGACAUGCCAGCAGAACGUCAUUAUAGAGAUGCUAGAAUAACAGAAAUUUAUGAGGGCACAAGUGAAAUUCAGCACCUGGUUAUUGCUGGCCAAUUAUUGAAGGAAUAUGAACAUUAAGUGAAUAUCUGUUUAGGAAAUUUGGAGAUGAUAGAUUUUUCAUUCUGUAUUUGGUGAAGCUAAAUAAUCUUUAUACUGUAAAUUUAGUAUUUAUUGUUGUUUAUAUUUUGCGCGAUCGAUUUAAUCGUUAGAUAUUGAUUUGAAUUAUUUUGUUGUUUAUCUUCAAUUACUUGAUGUUAAUUGUAGUAUCUAGUUGGUGCCUCACAUUACUGGAACAAUAACCCUGAAAUUCGAGACACCAUGUGUAGAAAGUAUCUUGUAGUAAUACAUCAUCAAAUAAAUUGCCUGGUAUUUCCAAGAAUUUAGUUAAUUACAUAUUAAUUAAUAUAGCAUAUUGGUAAAAACAGUCACUUUGUAUUUGUUGUUCCACUUUGAUUUUCUAGAAUGUACCAAUUUCUCACGGUUCUUAUUCAACUUAAGUACAUUGGUAUGUAUCAAGCAUCAUGAUUAAAAAGUAUAGAAGCUUGGUGGUUGAUGCAAUUGGCGAAGGGAUUUAGUGGGGCAGAAUAAUGGACUGUGAUAGAUCCCUUAAGCAGCUAAAUUAUCAGCUACAUAGUAAGUAGUUAUUUGUAAUUAAAAACAAUGAGGCAAAGCAAUGCUGAACAUAUUUGAACAAAAAAAAAAAAACUUGUUUUGAAGAAAAA
This is a messenger RNA of Styela clava, 1943 nucleotides long. RefSeq names its product short-chain specific acyl-CoA dehydrogenase, mitochondrial-like. Gene Ontology annotation, molecular function: short-chain fatty acyl-CoA dehydrogenase activity; flavin adenine dinucleotide binding. Gene Ontology annotation, cellular component: mitochondrion. Gene Ontology annotation, biological process: butyrate catabolic process; fatty acid beta-oxidation using acyl-CoA dehydrogenase. The record is from RefSeq and is a predicted model, not a curated record. Lineage: Eukaryota; Metazoa; Chordata; Ascidiacea; Stolidobranchia; Styelidae.